This is a messenger RNA of Trichoderma breve, 4524 nucleotides long. Its product is annotated as WD domain, g-beta repeat domain-containing protein. NCBI's taxonomy places the organism in Eukaryota, Fungi, Ascomycota, Sordariomycetes, Hypocreales, Hypocreaceae. The coding region runs from base 1 to 4524 and encodes 1507 amino acids. The record is from RefSeq and is a predicted model, not a curated record. Gene Ontology annotation, molecular function: protein binding. The transcript is spliced from 5 exons.
AUGAAGAAAUUCACGAAACUCUUUUCAAACGACCCGCUUGACAUUAGCGGCGAUGAAUCUUCGGGCCGCAAAACCCUUGAAAAAGCACUGCACCACCUGCUCGGGCACGGGCACAAAGAGUCCACAACGAGGCAAACGGAAGCACACAAUACAUCUGCUGCAGAAAUGAACAUCACUGGCAUCCCGCCUACCCACCAGUUGGCACCCUCAGAUGAUGCAGCAGCGCUGACACAAGUCAAACGCGAGCAUCUAUGGGAUGAAGCGUAUGACAAUCUGAGACUGGUUCAUCCGGAGUUAGUUGGGCUAUACGAGGAGAUCUUGUCCCUGGAAAUUGAGGCCAUGGCCACUGAGCCUUCCAUGGGGAGAAUAUCGAGAACGGAGCAUAUGAAGACUUCCAUUUCCCAAAGUGAUAUAAAGGAUAGAUGGCAUCAGAUGUGUCACCUAUUAAACUGGUGGCUUGAUAACCGGAAUCGAGGCUGGAGCAGUCGCCAAGGCAACCAGCUUCGAGAUUUAUUAAGAGACCAUGUACGAAGGUCAACGGGCGGCAAGUCGCCUUGUGCGCUGGUUUGGGUAUGCGUGUGUUACGCUUCGCGGGUACUACUGCAUCCCUCGUCGAAAACGGAAGCUGUCUGCACCGGGCUUUUGGAUAUUAUCGCCAAGAUGAAUUGGUAUAAUUGUCUGCCGAGAAUCAUCGUCAGUGGCGAUACUGGUGAACUCCUAGAAGGAGAGCAGGUUCUACGAGAGCGAGUUGUUGAUUUGUACAGUGAGAUUUUGUCGUAUUUGAUGAAUGCUGCCUUGCCAGCUGGCUGUCAGUUCGACGCUUGGGAUUCGAAUUCGGCACGAUUGAAAGUGGCAGAGGACCAUCUUUCGACUUUUAGUGGGAGCUUGGUCGUUCAGCAACUUGACGAGUUUCUGAAGCUUGAGAGAGAAAAAGAAAAUCGCCAACUCUCACCCAGAAACCAGGAAACAAUGAGUUUAACAAGCGAGAUCGGCCAGAAACUAGCCCGCCUAGGCAGAAUCAGCGCAGAGUCAAGCGUAAUCGAAGCGCGAAACGAAAACGGACUUUUAGCCCAUGAGCUUUGUCAAUGGAUCUGCUCAACGGAACAAUACAAGAGCGUUGUUAAUUGGAACACGAAAGGCAUCGAGAAGAACGACUCCGGACAGAACGAUACAGGAAGUAUCACGAGCCAUGUCCUUCUGAUCAGCGGUGGCCAGGGAGUCAAUAAAACGGCUCUCAUGGAGGCAAUCGUCCGACGUCUCUCUAAUGAGAUAAACCUGGAAAAAACUGAUGUGAGCAAAGGCGGCUCAAAAGCAAUAUACAAGGGUUUAUCUUAUUACUCAUGUGGCCGUACUAGCCAUGGAACGGACAGCUCUGCUAGUGUGUUGAGAAGCCUCAUACAUUCGCUACUUCAACAACAGCCAAAGUUGAUCUCCCACUUGGACAAUGCUCUAAGCCGGACGGAAAGAAACGGGUUUGACAGCCCUAAAGACUUCUUUGCGUUAUCAGCAAUAUUUUUUAAUAUGCUGGAUGACCAAGCUUUUGUUCGAUCAUAUAUAGUGAUAGAUGGCAUCAACCAAUGUUCAUCUAGCCAUGGAAGAGACAGUGGCGAAGAUCUUGGCGACUUGAUGCGGUUAAUCGAGGCGACAGCAGAUGUUCCGCAUAAAAUCAAGUGGCUUUUGUCCACAGAUAUGGAUGCUCAUGCCGAAUUUGAGUUGAUCCGAGAAGGACAUUAUCAAUGCAUCAAUCUAGGGGGGACUACCUGGACACCUGGGCUCGCGGGAAUCUUUCGCCGAAACCUCGUUUCCAUAGUUGGCCAGCUGGCCAAACAAAGAAGAUAUCCAGAGCAGAUCAAAGAAGAGUUUUUAAGACUUAUCGGCAUAAGAUCACGAGGCAAUGCUCUAUGGAUAUUUGUUGCUUGCUCCCUUCUUCGAAAAGAAGAGAGCUGGUACGCGGUUGAAGCCCUCAAAGAGAUGCCUGAGAGACUGGAUGAGUUGUACGACUACGCGAGAGCCAAUUUGAGAAAGCUUCCUCGUCAAGAUCCCAUAUUCUGUGAAUCAGUGCUUUCGACCGUGGCCAUUGUGCACCGCCCCCUUCUGGUGUCGGAAUUGGUACUACUUGCAGAUCUACCGCCAGAAGUUGAUCCAUUGGCAAUAAUCGAAAAGUGCUCACUCCUAGAAGUACACUCAGGCAUUGUCAAGUUCGUUGACCCAACAGCCCGACAUAACACAUGGGAAGAACUACAUCAGGACUUGGCCAGAUUUUCAGACGCGCAUUCUAUCAUCACGCGGAGAGCCCUAAGAUUUCUAUCAGCACACUUCGAAACGGCCACUUUGAGGGUAACCGGAAUCAACUCUGGUCAGGACCAGAACAAAGAGGAGAGUUUCGUCAACGCAUAUGGGACUACUCAUUGGAUAAUGCAUCUUCUCGAUGUAAAAGACAUUGCCAAAGAUAUAGAGACAACAAGCCUGGUGGUUUCCUUCAUACAGAAUCAUUUCUUGCUCUGGUUAGACGGAAUCAUCUCCAAUGGUCUUCAAGCCGAUACCCUCAUGUUCAUGAAGAAACUUGAGAGUGUUCCACUUGAACAAGCGAGAGAGGAGAAGAAAGAACCACUGAAGACACAGGAUUUCAAACAACCACAAAGUGAGAUUCCAGAGCAAUUAGCAGAGAACGAACAAGGUCACAUUCUUUCUUUGGUUCAAGGUUGCGUCCAGGCCAUCCGUUCCCAUAUGUCUAGCGACAGCAUUUUCAGCACAAAUCCCAACAGUGUCAUAUUUUACCCAGAAGAGAGCGCUUUAAGACAAGACUGGGUGGCCAAGAACAAAUCUUGGCUAAUUAUGCCGCCAAAAAUGGCACAAAGCUGGGGCGAUAGCUCCCUCACUUUAGCCGGGCAGAGUCGUAUUCGAAGCAUCGCAUUCUCUCCAGAUGGGAAGCUUUUAGUAUCAGGAUCUGAUAGCGAGGCUAUACGCGUGUGGGAUGCUGAAACGGGAGAGGCACAGAUAACUCUCAACCGCUCUGGAGAUUGCGGAUAUUACGUUACCUUUUCUUCCAAUGGCGAACUAGUCUGUGUUUCUGAUAAAGGUAUCAUUUACCUAUAUCAACUAAAGACAGGACGCGGUUUCAAGACCUUGACCGUCUAUGGACGUAAGGUAACGGCUAUUCGGUUUUCACCAAACGGUGGACGGAACGAACGGCUGGUCUUAGGCACAUUAACCGCACUUUUACUCGUGGAUGUCUCCGAUCUCGGUAAGCGGGAGUGUAAAUGUACGCAUAAGGUUCUCGAAGAAGGAGAUCCUGUCUACGCUGUGGACUUUUCCCGGCAGGGAACGUGGAUAGCCUCUGGAGGCAAAGGGGGAGACAUCAAGAUCUGGGAUGCGCGACAUGACAAUGCAAUACAGAGAACACUACAAGGCCAUGAAGGAGAUGUCAAAUCCGUUACAUUUUCGAGGGACGAAAAACGCCUUGUCUCAGGCUCUGACGAUUUGACAGUCAAAAUCUGGAGCGUGGAAACUGGAGCAAAUCUCAAGUCUUUCGGCUGUGAGCAUAUCAUCUGCGAAGUGACAUUUUCGUCAGAUGACUCUGUUAUUGCAGCAGCAUCCGGCAAUCAGAUCAAGGUCUGGGAGAGUGAGUCAGGAGCCCAGAGACAUGUGAUGAUAGGACAUGAAAAACCUGUGACUGCAGUUGCCUUCUCGUCGCAAGGGCGCCUUGCAUCAGGAUCUGACGACAUGACUCUCCGGCUCUGGAGUCCAGAAGGCAGCGUGAGCAAUGACAGAAGUACCCUAAGUGAGCUCGGCAACGAAAAGCCCAUCAACUUUAUAGCCAUGUCUCCCGACGGUAAAUAUCUGGCAUCAAGUUCCAGGGACAACAUUCACCUCUGGGAUGGAACGACUGUCUCGUCUUCGCGAGAUGGAACCGUGGGGGUUUGGGAUGUAGCCACUGGAACAAAAUGUCGCACAUUUAAAGCUCACACCCAUUGGGUUAUUACGGUCGCUUUCUCUCCAGAUGGAAGGCUUCUUGCCUCAGGGGGGCUGGAUUCAAAAAUAAUAAUAUGGGAUCGCAAAUCUCUAGAAAGAAAGGGCGAAAUGACUGAUCACUCAGAUGGCGUCAUAAAUAUCAUUUUCUCGCAGGACUCUUCCCGAAUUGUGUCGCGGUCAAAAGACUUCACCUUCUGUGUCUGGGAUUCAAACACUGGGGCUCUCAUCCAAGGUCCCAUGAAGGCUCUCAACCCAAAUCGUUACAUUGGAUUCGAUCUUCGGAUACCGGAAUAUUUCCUGACUGAGUAUGAAGUCGACUUGUCGACCUUGAACCCUUCGCCCUUCCCCGUCCAAGAAGGCCAAAAAGUUGCACGGUAUGGAGUAGGGCCACGUGGUGACUGGAUUACAUGGAAUGGCAAGAAUAUCAUCCCUAUACCAAAGGCGUAUAAACCUACGGCGUCGUGGGUGCAAGGCAACAUCGUGGCUAUCGGAACCCGGUUGGGCGAGAUGUUGUUGUUUCGGUUUUCCACAGAGGUAGAACCGCCAAACUAA